ACAGACCCUGUGAGGCGCGGCGCGGCGGAUCCCGGUCCCGCAAAGAUGGUGCGGAAACUGAAGUACCACGAGCAGAAGCUGCUGCGGCGGCUGGACCUGGUGAACUGGGAGGUGUCGGGCGGGAACUUGGCGGAGGUGCGGGCGCUGCGGCGGUACCGGGUGGGCCGGCGGGAGGAUUACGUGCAGUACAAGGCGCUGGCCCGCGCCGUGCGCGCCCUGGCGCGGCGCCUCCGCGACCUGGGCCCGGCCAGCGCCGCCUUCCGCGCCCGCUGCGCCGCCGCGCUGCUGGAGAAGCUCUACGGGCUGGGGCUGGUGAACAGCCGGCAGUCGCUGGCCGUGUGCGAGAGCCUCUCGGCCUCCGCCUUCUGCCGCCGGCGCCUGCCGUGCCUGCUGGUGAAGCUGCGCAUGGCGCAGAACCUGCGGCACGCCGUCACCUUCGUGGAGCAGGGGCACGUCCGCGUGGGGCCCGAGGUGGUGACAGACCCCGCGCUCCUCGUGCCCCGCGCCGUCGAGGACUUCAUCACCUGGGUGGACGCGUCGCGCCUGCGGCAGAAGGUGCUCGACUACAACCAGGAGCGUGACGACUUCGACCUGGCCGCCUAAGCCUGCCAUGCCUCACAGGACACGCUCACCGAUAACACCACCACGGGAUAUUCACACACCUGCAAAGGGAGCCAGAAGGAAACUGUGCGCUUCCAGUGUCGUGCUGACCUGCUCCUGGCUCCCUUUCACAGCUGAUGGUUCCAUUCAUCCAUUCAGAGGAACAACCUUUACACAUCCACUGCUUCAAGAAUACAUCCAGUGGCCCAGCUCCAUCAUCAUCUCUGGCAGCUGUCCUGGUUUAGGGCAGAUUUUUCUUCUCCCCCGCUUCACGCUCAGAUCUAAAGGUGCAGAACUUAUUUCUGGGCUCUGAGACAGAUGGGGAUACCAGCAUCACCCCAGGACACAUCUCAGCUCCAUCAUCGUGCCCAGCUCCCUCUUCCUUAAAUGUGCAUCUCCAUCAUCCUUACAUCCCAUAAAGCAGAAGUGCUUGGAAAGGGAAAAAUCCUCUCCAGUUGCAGGAGAGGAUUUUAGUUAGGCUUAAGUGCUUGGCAGCUUAACAGCAGCUGCUGGAAGGGGUUUUAAGUCAAGCCGAUCAACUGUUUAAAGACUGAGUUUAGCUGCUUCACUGCCCUUUUUCCAAGAGGUUGUUCUGGUUCCUCCUUUGGCUGUUGAAUGCACAGGAAUCAGUUACUUCUGGAAGUGUUUUCUUUUGAUAUCAAGGAAUAAGGAGGGGAUUUCUGCAGGCCAGCAGUAAACAAGAAGACUAAAUACCAUGUUUCUGGAACUGUUAAAAGUUUUAGCCAAAAACGGAAUUAAAAACAAAACAAAAAACUUUAUUGUCAUGUGAAGUUGUGAAGGGAAGUUUGAUGCUUUGAGUUGUGUCUUUGCUAUGUGGGGUUCCAGAUGACCAUUAUGCAUCAUUUAUGGAUGAGGAUCUAACUGGGAGGUGUUGGAGCAAAAGCUGGUGUAACCAUAACUGCAGAUUUGGGGAAACUUCUGCAUUUAGUACAUUAGCCAGGGGCUGUUGGGAACUUUGUUCCUUUUUGAUAAAAAAAAGCAGAAAAACAAAAAUAAAACUGUUGGAUUUUUUUUAGUUGGUGAAGAAAUGUGUGGACUGCUUUAUGAUAUAGUUUCUCUGAGUUUAUUCUGAUUUUUAAAUGAUCCAGUAAGCCCUGUUUGUCACCUUUCUGAACUUUUUUUUAAUUUAAGCUUUUAUGUAACUUCUGUAAGUCUGGUUUUAUUUUAAUAGCUAGAAGGCUAUUACUGAGUUGUAAAAUGUUUAUCCUAGGAAUGCUCUCUUUCCCUUACCUGGGGCUAUGAAAGGAUUUGGCAGUAGGUUUAGGAGCAGAGUUGUGACUGGCCAUCCCAAAUCCAAAGAGCUGGAGUGCAGCUACUGUCAAAGCUCUGGAUGUGGAUGCCUUAGUGUGGCUUUUUUGAACAGAAAAAGUAUUUAUGAGGUAUGUUUUGGAGAUACUGCAUGACCAUAAUCUGUAACCAAAUAUGUCAGGCUUUUAUAAGGCAAACAGAAUGUUUACAUUUCUUCCCAAUCUCAUAAGCCUGCUGUAUUAAGCAGAACAAUUAAUAAAGCAAUAGUAGAUAUUAAGAAAAGGACAUUAAACAGGUGGAUAAACCACUUGCCUACUA
Molecule: messenger RNA, 2187 nt
Organism: Zonotrichia leucophrys gambelii
Lineage: Eukaryota; Metazoa; Chordata; Aves; Passeriformes; Passerellidae
Gene: IMP3
Product: IMP U3 small nucleolar ribonucleoprotein 3
Exons: 1
Coding region: 46-603 (185 amino acids)
Biological process (GO): rRNA processing; ribosomal small subunit biogenesis
Cellular component (GO): Mpp10 complex; small ribosomal subunit; small-subunit processome
Molecular function (GO): structural constituent of ribosome; rRNA binding; snoRNA binding
Source: RefSeq, a predicted model, not a curated record